UUUCGGAGUAGUAUAGAUUGAGAUUCUUGUUAAAGCAGAAUAUUUAAAGACACUGUGUGCGCGAGAAAAUGCUCGUUUGCGAGCUAAUUUGACAUAUAAUAUUUGAAAUGUAGAUUUGAAAAUUAAGCAAAUAGAUCAUAGCAUUUAUUCCGUCAUUUCUCAUUUAUUUCGUUUGCUAUAAAGAUUUCUCCUCUGCAAACGGCAGAUGCUACAUGUUAAAUAACAAUGUCAAUAAUGAAUAUGUUGAUUUUAAUUCUCUUUGCAAAUCAAGUAAGACAUAUUUUUGGAGAAUUGAUCGUAUUGCGCGGACCACUCCGUGACGCUAAACAUGAAGUGUUAUGCAUCUCGGAAGAUGAUGGAGGUGCCUUGAAAUGGAACACACGGAUAAUACUUAAUGUUCACAAACCGUUUAGUUCGGAAAAAUCUGGAAUACUAUUUCCCAAUGCAUGUAACUUUAGCAAUAAUGAGAUAGAUUGUGAAAUGAACGAGAGUUAUGGAUGUUUAACACGGUGGAACAGAGAACAUUGGAAGUUCACACAUUCUGCUAGUACACAUAUGGGUCCUGUUUUCGAUAAACGAUCGGAAGCAUUCACAGUAUUUAAAUAUGAGCCUCUCUACCGUGAUAUAUAUCGUAAUAGUACGGGCACAAUAGUUGUCUCAUUUUCGGUUCGAACGAAAAGGGAUGUCCACAUAUUGAUCUGUAACAAAGAAUAUACAACAGGCUUCUGCUAUUGGAUUAUAAUAGGCGGUUGGAACAAUACAAAAUCUGUCAUCCGAAAAUGCCCGACAGGAGUGCCGUCAAUAGGGGAAAAUCUCCAGAAAACCUCGCAAUGUGCAAUAGAACGUGCCCAUUUAAAUCAUACAGCAUUUUAUAAAAACGAAUGGCGAACUUUUGUUAUCAUGUGGAAUCCUGCGAUACGAAAUAUAUCCAUUUACGAUCCUAAUCGAUUGAUUAUGACAUACAAAGACACGGAAGAAUAUGAUAAAAUGAAAUUCUCCAACAUAUUUCUCAGAAACGACGUAUACAUGUUAAUUCUAUAUCACAAUUAUUCUUUUCUCUACACGGAUACCCAGGAUGCGGUUUUAAGGAGCCCCACGUUUCAUCUAAUCAAUAACGUGACAUGUUUGCAACUACUAAUUGGUCUUUGCGCAGAGUGCGAUGCAGAUAUAGUGUUGCGCGAUUCUGUAACUAAUAAAACGAUACACAUAGUAACGGUAAAUGGCUCGUCGGUGACGGCAUCGCAUGGCUUGCCUAUGUGGCAAUCUGUUAAAAUCGAGAAAGAUUCACAAAUACCCAAUCGAAAUGCCAUGAGACUCGAAGUGAUUCCAAAACUCAGGGUACUCAAUAUAAAUCCGGUAUGGGCGAUAGCGAAUAUUCGUGAAUGUCCUCCAAAAGGAUGCUUUAGAGUAAUCGCCGGAAGCGUAGUCAGUGAAACCAGUGUCGAUGAAAGAGAUGCGAUCUCCAAAUAUGGAUAUUAUUGGCAGAAUAUAACGUGUCAAAAACUAUUUUACAAAGAACAAUCUGUAGUGCAUCCUUUAUGGAAAGCUGAAUUAAAUAUGGAACUAGAUGAUGCAAAUUGUAGUUUCGGAUAUACUGGACCGAAAUGUUUGAUCCAAUGCAAAACUAAUCCAGACAGCAAGCUUGACUGCAAAGGAAUCGUUAUCUGUAAUAAAAACGGAUGUACUUGCCCAGCAGGUUAUAUAGGACAUCAAUGUGACCAACUAUGUAGCAAAGGUUUUUACAGCCAUAGCUGUAAAAAAUGUGGCAAGUGUUUCCAGGAUAAACCGUGUCAUCGAGAAACUGGAGCAUGCCUUGGUGGAUGCAAAAAUACGGCAAAUUAUACUUACAUACCCCCUUUAUGUCAAAUAGCCAUUGAUACUCCGAAUAAACUUCAAAUCAUCUUUAGAAACCAAACAACUAUCAUAGCAAAUGCAGAAAUGAAAUGGAAAGAAGAAUUCAAGGAACAAAAAAUUUUUUAUUCAUUUCGCAUUAAAGCCUUGGAUGGUAAGUUUAUAAAUCGACAAAUUUGGAUCAGAAUAUUGCAAAAUAACGCUCAAUUGGUAGCAAAAUUUGACCAUUUGCUACCUGCUACAUUUUAUAAAAUAAUGUGCUCUUUAUCUAUUGGGCAGACUAUAGUAAAUAGCACCUGGUUGAUUGUCGAGACUUCUUGCGACAGGAUUCAUGACUUUCGUAUAAUGCCGAAUAUAACAAACUUAACGAUUGAUGUGGGAGACAACGAAAACAAAACAUUGUAUUCAUGCCCAACAAAUUCGUAUCGUCUGUUAAUCAAACAAACAGAUAAUCAAAAUAGUCAUACACAAAUGACGAAUAUUUCUAUUACAUCUUUUCCAUAUACAAUAUCACAUUUAACACCAAACACAUCUUACAUUGUUAAAGUACUGCAUGCAAAUGAUAUACUUUUUUAUGAUACAAUCCGCACACUCAAAGCAGAAUGUAGAAAUGGUUUCUAUGGCCUUGAUUGCAGAAGAAAAUGUGGUUCAUGUCUGCACGACAAACAGUGCGAUCGUGCAAGUGGAGCAUGUUCUACAGGAUGCAAAAAUACGGCAAAUUAUACUUACAUAUCUCCUUUGUGUCAAACAGGAUUUGCUGCUCCAAAUGAACUUCAGAUUGUAUUUAAAAACCAAACUACUAUCAUAGCUACUGUUCCAGUAAAGUGGGAGGAGGAAUAUGAAAAAGCUGAAAUUUCAUAUUUAUUUGAGAUUAAAAUAUUGGACGGAAAUUCUGUGGAUCGACAAGUGUGGAAGAGAAUAUUUUCAAAUACCACCGAAUUGAUAGGAACAUUUAAAAAUUUGCAACAUGCUACAAUUUAUCAAAUAAUGUGCUCUUUAUUUAUUGAGGAGACAGUGUUAAAUAGUGUCUGGGUGAAUGUCGAGACUACUUGCGACACGAUUCAUGACUUUCGUAUAACGCCGAAUAUAACAAACUUAACGAUUGACAUGGGAAACAACGAAAACCAAACAUUGUAUCCAUGUCCAACAAAUUCGUAUCGCCUGCUAAUCGAACAAAGAGAUGAUCAAUAUCGCUACAUACAAACAAUGAAUACUUCAAUUACAUCUUUUCCAUAUACAUUACGUUUAACGCCAGGCACAUCUUACAUUGUUAAAGUACUUCAUGCAAAUAAAAUACUUUUUUAUGAAAUAAUCCGCAAAUUAGGAGCAGAAUGUAGAAACGGUAUCUAUGGCCUUGAUUGUACAAGAAAGUGUGGUUCAUGUCUGCACGACAAACAGUGCGAUCAUGUAAGUGGAGCAUGUCCUACUGGAUGCAAAAAUACAGCAAAUUAUACUUACAUAUCUCCUUUGUGUCAAACAGGUCUUGGUGCGCCAAAAGAACUUCAGAUCGUAUUUAAGAACCAAACGACUGUCGUAGCCUCUGUUCCAAUGAAGUGGGAGGAGGAAUAUGAAAAAGCUGAUAUUUCAUAUUCAUUCAAUAUUAAAAUAUUAGACGGAAAUUCUGUGGAUCGACAAGUGUGGAAGAAAAUAUUUUCAAAUACUACCGAAUUGAUAGGAACAUUUAAAAAUUUGCAACAUGCUACAAUUUAUCAAAUAAUGUGCUCUUUAUCUAUUGGGCAAACUGUACUAAAUGGCACCUGGUUGAAUGUGGAAACUACUUGCGACACGAUUCAUGACUUUCGUAUAACGCCGAAUAUAACGAACUUAACGAUUGACAUGGGAAACAACGGAAACCAAACAUUGUAUGUAUGCCCAGCAAAUUCGUAUCGUCUGCUAUUCAAACAAACAGACAAUGAAAAUAAUCACAUACAAACGAUGAAUACUUCAAUUACAUCUUUUCCGUAUACAUUAUCACGUUUAACACCACACACGUCUUACAUUGUUUUGAUACUCCAUAGAAAUAAAAUACUUUUUUAUGAAAUAAUCCGUACACUGGAUGUAGAAUGUAGAAACGGUUUUUAUGGUCUUGAUUGCAGAAGUAAAUGUGGCUCAUGUUUGCACGAUAAACAGUGUGAUCGUGCAAGUGGAGCAUGCCUUAUAGGGUGUAAAAAUAAGGCCAAUUACAUUUACAUAUCUCCUUUAUGUCAAACAGGUCUUGGUGCGCCAAAUGAACUUCAUAUCGUAUUUAAGAACCAAACGACUGUCGUAGCCUCUGUUCCAAUGAAGUGGGAGGAGGAAUAUGAAAAAGCUGAUAUUUCAUAUUCAUUCGAAAUUAAAACAUUGGACGGAAUUUCCGUGGAUCGACAAGUGUGGAAAAGAGUAUUUUCAAAUACUACUGAAUUGAUAGGAAAAUUUGAAAAUUUGCAACCUGCUACAAUUUAUCAAAUUAUGGGUUUAUUAUUUAUUGAAGAGGAGGUAAUAAGGGGUACCUCUAUGAAUGUUAAAACCACUUGCGUUCCGGUUAAAGAUUUCCAUAUAACACCGAAUGAGACAAGCUUAACCAUUGACACGGAAAACGGAGAAAAUAGUUUGUAUUCCUGCUCGACAAAUUCGUAUCGUCUGCUAUUCCAACAAGCAGAUAGCCAGAAUGACCAAAUGAUUAAUACAUCAUUAACAUCCUUCCCAUAUACAUUAUCACAUUUAACACCAUACACGUGUUAUAAUAUUGUUAUAUUUCAUGAAAAUGAGAAAUUGUUUGCUGGAGAAUUCUGCACGCUCGAAGGAGUUCCAUCGGAAGUGAGAAAUCUUGUAGCGAUUUCGACUUCAAGUUCGCGAGUCAAACUGACUUGGACUUCUCCCCAGAAACCAAACGGAGUAAUAACUAAAUACAUGAUUUUCUUGAAGAUAGAAGAAUAUUUUGGAUGUCGAGAUUAUAAAUUGCACACAACGAUUAACCAUAUUAUUACGAGAACGAUAAAUACAACAUUAAUUACGAUUUCAGAAUUACAUCCAUAUGCAAAAUUUGAUGUACAAGUUGUAGCACACAAUUCAAGAUAUUACAGCAAAUCAGCAAAGGCGACAUUUCACACUGUGGCAACGGAGGUACCAGCAGUUACGUUUUCUCAAUUGAGAAUGCAAGAUUGGAUAUUAUCGUGGAAACCUCCUGAAAACUGCACGACGAUUUUGGGGCCACUAAAAGUCACUAGAGUCGAAAUACGGGGAAUUAGUGACGCCGUUAAAAAUUUCUAUGUGAUCAAAAAUACCUCACGCAACUAUUUGGAUAUGCAUGAGCUAUUAUACGGUGCUGAACGAUAUGUUGUGAAAAUUUUCGCUCUGAGAGACUACGGGCACCAAGUAAAUUCCUCCGCUUAUAAAGAAUAUGAGUUCGAAACACCGUCUAAAGCACCGCCUAAAGUAAUUAAUCUGGACGUCGUGGAAGUUGAUAAUAACCAAAUGAUACACUUAAGAUGGCAAAGUCCAUCUCUACCUACCAACGGAAAAUUGAACAAUUACUUUGUCCGCUUAUGUGAUAAAAACACAACGGACUGUGUCCAGAUAUAUGUUCAGCUAAAUGAGACCUGCGACUUAUGGGACAACUAUAUAUGUAAAACUGUUCAAGGAACAAAUAAUCAACAAAUUUAUGUUGUAGCCUAUAAUAAGGAUGUCUCUCAACCAAGUCCUUUUGCUUUCGUCACAAAGGAAAUGCUCAGUAAUACAAAGCUCGACGUACCACGCAAUUUUACUCUCACGACUCGUGACCACGGUAUAGUCGACAUUCAAUGGCUUCAUCCUUGGAGGACAGGUGGUCAUCUACAGUGCUUUCGCAUCAAAGUGGAAGAAAUUUCGUCAAAUCUCAGAAAUCGAGUGUUUCCAUCAUCCAAGAUCGCGAUACACGAAUAUUCUGUGAUAAAUUAUAUGCGUGAAUAUAGUAAGCGGUUAUAUCUGUCACCGUCAACAAAAUAUAUUAUUUCUAUUCAAGCAGUGACGAUGACGAACGUGUCCAGUAACACGACUUUCUUAGAAGUUAGAACGUCUUCAAGCAUAGAUUUGGAUGGCAAUUUGAUCUUAGUGCAGGCGCCUCGUUCAACAAUAUUAAUGUAUACACCGAAAGUUUUGAAUGAUACAUUUGAUAGUAUGUCCCAUAUUGUAAUAAAGGGACCUAAUCUCUGUGAGCAAUAUACAAAGCUGCCCAAGAAUCUACUGGUACAGGCAGACAAGAAUAUAAGCGGUGAUCAUGUUUGGCAAGUUGCUAAGAUUCCGACUAAUAAGCUGGCCGGUGACGUAUUCACGAUUGACGGUCCUGCGAAUUUUACGAAUUGUCCACUAAAGCAUGGAGAGUUAUAUGAAAUAAUAUUUAUAAUAACAGAGAGCGACGUUUCUGGUGAACGGGUCGUAUUUACGAGUGGAACGUCGAUUCAUCUGGAUUGACAAUGGAUCUACGUGGAUGGAUUUACCGCAAGUGUUUCUAGACUUACAAGCUGACUGAUGCUAUUCAUUUUGAUUGAUGAUAAUCAUCUCACGAGCUAUUCUUCACAAAAGAGCUAUAAUAAAAUGAAAUAUUUACUAUUAGAAAGGGGUCUGGCAAACAGAAACGAUAUAUUCAUGAGAAGAACAUUGAUCUACUUUGGUGAUGCUUUAGUUAGAUGUUGUAAGGUAUGAAUCGUCUCUCUCUCUCUCUCUCUCUUUCUUCUUCUGCCCUUCUCUUUCCGCAUCAUAUCACACCAUAUAAUUAUUAUUAUUAUUAAUUAGCAGUUAAUUACUGCAUAUAUAAAUAUUCUGUUUGCUUGUAUAGUAUUGUAUUCAUCGUAAUAAACAUUAUAACACAUAA
Molecule: messenger RNA, 6679 nt
Organism: Odontomachus brunneus
Lineage: Eukaryota; Metazoa; Arthropoda; Insecta; Hymenoptera; Formicidae
Exons: 35
Coding region: 226-6279 (2017 amino acids)
Molecular function (GO): scavenger receptor activity; protein binding
Source: RefSeq, a predicted model, not a curated record